This is a messenger RNA of Chenopodium quinoa (quinoa), 942 nucleotides long. RefSeq names its product O-glucosyltransferase rumi-like. The record is from RefSeq and is a predicted model, not a curated record. NCBI's taxonomy places the organism in Eukaryota, Viridiplantae, Streptophyta, Magnoliopsida, Caryophyllales, Amaranthaceae. Bases 283 to 942 code for a protein of 219 amino acids. The transcript has 2 exons.
UGUAACAUAUGUGCUUGUUAAUUUUAUUUGGGGGACAUUCUCAAUGCAUUUCUAUAUCAACAUUAACGUUACCCCAAUACCUUUAUAGAUUCCCGUCCAAAAAGGACUAUAGAAACAUCGUGUCUUCAUGAUUACUAAACUAAUGUAUCAUUUCUGAUUACACAGCCAUCAAUUUCAGCAACAAGAUUAAUCAGAAAAGCACUUCCAGGCUCUAAACAAAUAACUGUAACAAAAUCUCAUCCUUUGAAAAAAACAGAAUUCCCUUUACAAUGCACCCCUGAAAUGAUCAAUGCCACCCAAACAUGCCCUUCCAAUUACUACCCAACCACAUUUAACCCUACUAACCCAUCAACCCGAACAUGCCCCGAAUACUUCAAAUGGAUCCAUGAAGACCUCCGGCCUUGGAGAGACACCGGCAUCACUAGGCACAUGGUUGAAGCAGCUAAAGAAUUCGCGUUUUUUAGACUAGUUGUGGUUGAUGGUAAGGUGUAUUGGGAAAAAUAUAGAGAUGCUUAUCAAACAAGGGAUGUUUUUACCAUUUGGGGAAUACUGCAGCUUCUAAGACUUUAUCCAGGGAAGCUACCGGACUUGGAUAUCAUGUUCGAGGCAGGGGAUGUUCCCGUGGUUCGCAAGAGUAACUACACCGGACAUGAAUCGAAUGCUCCUCCUUUGUUUCAUUAUUGUGGAGAUGAUGAUACUCUUGAUAUAGUGUUUCCUGACUGGUCUUUUUGGGGCUGGCCAGAGAUCAACAUAAAAGGGUGGGAAGGAUUGAAGAAGGAUUUAGCAGAAGGAAACAAUAGAGUUCCAUGGAUGAAUAGGUUACCUUUCGCCUUUUGGAAAGGGAAUGCUGAUAUGGGUGACAGAAUUAAGCUUCUUCAGUGCAAUUCUACUGACCGGUGGAAAACUCAGAUUGCUACUCAGGUAACACUAUUCCUAAACUAA